GCAUCGGCAGUGGCGGUGCGCGCGCGCGGCGACGGGUGGUACGUCGCGUCGAGCUCGUCGAGCCGUUCGGAGACACGGAGGGACACGGAUCGGUCUGGUGGGCGCUCGGCGCCGCACAGGGUCGAGAGGGGACCGGUGCCGACGGCGGCGGCGCUGCGUUCGGCUGGCGGGCGGACCCGCGCCGUUCCGCAGCCGGCGGACACGUGCAAGGAAUGGACGUACAGACGAUGAGCUCAGUGGAUCCCGUCUUCAAGAAGGAGGAGGUGCCCAUGAUUAUCGCCCAGUUCUGGCAGCAGCGGGCGGCGCUGGCGGAGCGCGAGGCUCGCACGCUCAAGGAGCAGCUGGCUGCAAGUCGGGAGCGCACCCCGUCUCGACACAGUGAGGCAGCCUCGUCAGGAGCCGGUCACCCGGACUCGGCGUCCGAAACCCAGCGGCGAGCCAGCCUCGGAGGCAGCGAUGUCUCCAAAGAAAAGGAGAGCUCUGAUCUGGUGGAGGACGUCCGUCGUCUCCAGAGCCGUCUGGCUCAGGUCGAAAACCACACGGCUCAGCAGCGGGCCAAGCUGCUCGAGGAACUCGAGACCAAGAAGAAGACCAUCCAGCGCCUGCAGAACAUCAUUGAGCAACAGAAGGACUACAACGACAUCAAGAAGGGCAUAGUGCUGCUGAAGUCGAUGAAGGGCGGCGGCGGGCCGGAGAGGAUGGACACGGGGCCGCCCUCGCCGCCGGCAGACAAGUCGCUGGACGUGCUGAAGGAACUGCAGAACGAGAGGACGGAGCCUCGCGGCGUCAGCGCCGUCGCACCAACUCUGGGUGACCCCCGGCCGCCUCUGGUGGAGCCGUCGCUGCUCGGGUUCCGCGGCUCGGCGCCCGGCUGUCGACCGCCAUUCCUCCCGACACCUCACUUCCCGUUCGCGCCGUUCCCACCGUCGGCGACUGGCGCGCUCGUCUCGCUCGCCUCGCGCUCGCCGAGCUCGCCGGGCGAGCGUCGCGGCUCGCUGUCGCCGCCGGAGCGCGCUCGAGGCACUCCCGAGAGCGAGUCGACUCGACAGCCGAGUCCGGCCGAGACUCCGGACGCGCCUCCGACCUUCCGCUACGACGAGAACGAUCCGCUGAUCCCAAAGUCGGAUCCGAUGGAGACCAGGCUUCAGGAGAUGUUGCGCUACAACAUGGACAAGUACGCCAACCAGAGUCUGGACACGCUGCAGCUCUCGCGGCGUGUGCGCGAACUGCUCAGCGUCAACAACAUCGGUCAGAGGAUGUUCGCGCGCUACAUCCUCGGCCUGUCGCAGGGCACGGUCAGCGAGCUCCUCAGCAAGCCCAAGACCUGGGAGAAGCUCACUGAGAAGGGACGCGACAGCUACCGGAAGAUGCACGCCUGGGCGGUUGAUGAUGCCGCCGUCAGUCUGCUCAAGGCCGUCAUCCCCAAACGAGGCAAGGAUGCCCGAGCAUCGUUCCCGGCGCGCCCGGAGGAAUCGGCCACUGACGAGCGGAUCGCGCACAUCCUCACCGAAGCGUCGCAGGCGAUGAAGAACGAGAGCGUCGCGUCGACUCCGUCGGGGGACGCUGGCGCCGGCGAGCGGACCAGCCCCGGUGCCGCUGACAGGACCAGACAGUCUCCCCAGGCGGACUCCCGGGACCCGUUCCAGCCCCUCCGGCGGCUGGGCGGCGGCGGAAUGCCCGGAGCUGGCCCCGAGGAGGUCGCUCAGGAGAAGAUCGCCCGGCUGUACCGCGACCACCUGGCCAAGAUGAUGGGCCAGCGGCCGGAGCUGCCUCCCGGCUUCCCCCUGGAUCACUAUCAGAGGCUCCGGUCGCCAGAGGAGCUGCGGCUGGCCAUGGACCUGUACAACCAGCAGCUCAUGUCCCAGCUGCACCGUCAGCAUGUCGGUAACGGAGGACCGCCGCCGGAGUCACGACGAGACGAAGCCGACAGAGACGGCGGACGGUCUCCAGCCUUCACUCACGUCCGGAGGGAGGAGGAUGGCUCGACAGGGGGCGGCCCGCCCAGCCCGCUGCCGCUGCCUCCCGGCCUGCUGUCCGGCCUCCACCCUGGGGGCCUGUUCAUGCACUCGGCCGCCGCUGCCGCCGCAGCCGCCGCCGCCAGCUCGGCGGACGAGCCGGUCACCUCUGCCAGUCCCCUACAGCGGAUGGCCAGCAUCACCAACUCUCUGAUGAGUAGCGCAGCGAUGCCGCCGAUGCCGCCGCACCCGACCCGGCCGGCCAAGGCGGUGCUGCCGCCCAUCACCCAGCAGCAGUUUGACCAGUACAGCAACAUCAACACAGAACAGGUCGUCAAAAGGAUCAAGGAGCACCUGAGCCAGUACUCGCUGUCCCAGCGGCUGUUCGGGGAGUCGGUACUGGGCCUGUCUCAGGGCUCCGUAUCCGACCUUCUGGCGCGUCCCAAGCCGUGGCACAUGCUCACCCAGAAGGGUCGCGAGCCCUUCAUCAGGAUGCAGAUGUUUCUGGAGGACGAAGGUGCCGUUCACAAGCUGGUGGCCAGCCAGUACAAGAUCGCGCCCGACAAAUUGAUGCGCACCGGAUGCUUCAACGGCGGUAAGAGGCCGGGCUUCGCCAAGCUGCCGCCGAAGGCGCCCGAGCUGGCCCGUACCCUGGAGGCUCCCCUGCCUCCGGUGGUAUCACUGCCUUCGUUCCACGGCCUGCCGCCGGCGGCGCUAGCGUCGCGUCUGGCCGGUCUCGACCCGCUGAUGAAGUACGGCCUGCGUCUACCGCCGGUGCCACUGCCCAUGUCAGUGUAUGAGACCGCGGCGGUGACUCCGGAGCUAGACACCCUCACCAUCACCACACGUAUCAAGGAGGUGCUGCUGGCCAACAACAUUGGGCAGAAGCUGUUCGGCGAGGUGGUGCUGGGUCUCUCCCAGGGCUCUGUCAGCGAGCUGCUCUCCAAACCCAAACCCUGGCACCUGCUCAGCAUCAAGGGCCGCGAGCCCUUCAUCAGGAUGAAGAUGUGGCUGGAGGACGGCCAGAACAUCCAGAAACUGCAGCGCAUCAAGUCCGAGCGAAAGGAGUCGAACAAGCGGCGCCGCUCGAGGCUCGAGCUCCCCGUCGACGGCGACAGCAGUGAUGCUUACUCUUCUCUGGCCAACAGCCCCAACUCGGCCAAGAAGGCUCGCGUGCUCUUCUCCGAGGAACAGAAGGAGGCGCUGUUGCUGGCGUUCGCCAUGGACCCGUACCCCAACAUGACGUCGGUGGAGUUUCUGUGUCAGGAGCUGGGUUUGACGCAGAGAACCAUCACCAACUGGUUCCACAACCACCGGAUGCGGCUGAAGCAGCAGACGGGCGGCGGUGAGUCGGCCGUUCCGCCGCCGCCGCCGGCCGGCCGCGAGGGAGGGCACCUGGAGCCACUGCAGUUCCGACUGCUGCUCGGCCGGCGGCUGGCGGAGCUGCGAGCCGAGCGCGGUCUGCCGCCGCAGCUGCCGCUCGCCGGUCUCCCGCUGCCGUACCUGGUCGGCGGGGCCGGCGCCGGAUCCACCGACGGCCUCGACGAGCAAGUGGGCGGCCUCGACCUCACCAUGAAGUCUGACGACGGCGACGGCGACCGGAGCAGCAGCGCCGGCAGUGGCAGCGAGGCUAGCCGAUCGGCAGCCAGCAGCCCGGCGCCGGUCGGCACCGACGCAGCCGACGGAGACGGAGACCCAGAGCCGGCGCCGAGGUCGCGCCGCAAACCGGCGGCUCCGCAGUGGCUAAACCCCCAGUGGGGCGCCGAGGAGCCCCGGCCGCUCAUCAAUGGUGUGUGCGUGCUACAGACGGACCUGGCCACGGCGCGGCGCGGCGCCGACUCUCCCCAGCCGAGCCCCGAGCGGCCGGCGGACGCCGCGGAGCCGGAGCUCUCAGAGCAGCCGGAGCCGGAGCCGGAGCGGCAGCCAGAGCCGGAGCAGGAGCCGAUGGAACAGGAGCCAAUGGAGCAGGAGCCGGCCGCCGCGGAGCCCAGACGCGACUCUCCGGCCGCAGCCGCCGCGGAGUGACGUGCAAUGUGCGCGCAGGUUAGCCGUUAGCCAAGUUCAGUUGCCAAGGCACUUGUCAGGUGGACACUAAACCGGUCGGACGUGCGGAACUGUGACCACAAAGUGGUCCGGCGGGGCGGCAGUCUCCGGCGCUGCUGCCCAGCGUGAGUGGAUAGCUCAGUGUUCUUCUCAUCCCAUUACGCACGUCUCUGUAUGUGUACGAGUCUCGUAUGUUUGUGUUUGUGUGUGCCGGAAUGCUCGCCAGUGUUCACAUCUGGCGACAUCGGCGGUGCCAGUGCUUGGCCGCAGUCGGGUCGUUAUACCUUCGUCUGAAUUUAGUGAGCUGUAAUAUUAAUUAACUUUAAAACCGGCUGGGCGGUAGUCAGACGACUAAAGACAGCGGCGGAACGAGCCGGCAGACGGGCCACCGCGUACAAUGUGUAGUAUGUAUUCACUCGGUGUAGUGGACGGCCAGUCGCUGCGCGUCCCUGCUGCCACCUGGCGACAGGUACGGACACUAGAGCUUGGAGCUCCGGCCACCGGCGCCGCCGCAUGCACCUCUCACGUUGUUACUGUGUGCGUUUGACUGUUGCCUUAUGCGGUCGGCAGUCGGAGAUGACCCGACCCGACCUGACCUGACCUGACCCGGUCGUGGCCCUUUGUUGCGGGCUCUUGAUCUCCGGUCCCUGGUUCAAAAUCCGGUUUCGCACCGGUCGGCAAUUUACCUUUAGUGAUGCUGUUUUUGUGUGUUUGAGAGCGCCGUGUUCGCGUGAAGCGAGAACUCAGAGCGAUUCGGGCCAUUCGGCAGCUCACAGUUCGUGGGCAGUGUGAGCGAGCCCAGUCUGUAUCCAGUCUGUAUCCAGUCUGUAUCCAGUCUGUAUCCAGUCUGCAUCCAGUCUGAGAGCAGUCGCCGUCUGCGCCCAGUGUGAUGUGCGCAAACCCAGUGUGAUGUUCAGCUUAGUGGCACUGUGGCGCCCUCUGUUAUAAUGUCCCCACACCAGUCGCCGUCGUAGGCAUGUGUAAGAUAAUAUCUGAUCAGCGUGUAAACUACAUCCGGGCUGUAAGCUUAUCUGAAAUACAUUCACCAUUGGAUGA
Amphibalanus amphitrite is the source of this 5054-nucleotide messenger RNA. RefSeq names its product homeobox protein cut-like. Lineage: Eukaryota; Metazoa; Arthropoda; Thecostraca; Balanomorpha; Balanidae. Bases 213 to 3980 code for a protein of 1255 amino acids. The record is from RefSeq and is a predicted model, not a curated record. The transcript has 12 exons. Gene Ontology annotation, molecular function: DNA binding.